Molecule: messenger RNA, 761 nt
Organism: Nicrophorus vespilloides
Lineage: Eukaryota; Metazoa; Arthropoda; Insecta; Coleoptera; Silphidae
Product: glutathione S-transferase theta-1-like
Exons: 5
Coding region: 87-746 (219 amino acids)
Biological process (GO): glutathione metabolic process
Cellular component (GO): cytoplasm
Molecular function (GO): glutathione transferase activity
Source: RefSeq, a predicted model, not a curated record
UUGGACUUUGCACAGUCUAAGAAAGAUAGUCAAAAAACCGGUGUUAUUCCAUAGCAGUUGGAAUCAAUCUUUGAUUGAGUAAGGUAAUGGCAAUGAAAUUCUAUUACGAUUUGCUCUCGCAGCCCUGCAGGGCUUUGUACAUCGUCCUGCAAGCAUCGAAGAUACCGUACGAAGCUUGUCCAAUCCCAUUGAAAACAGGUAUGCACUUGAGUGAAUCAUUCGCGAAAGACGUAUCGAAAUUUCAAAAACUUCCCGUCAUACACGACAAAGAUUUCAGAUUAACGGAGAGUGUGGCGAUUUUGAAAUACUUGGCGAACGAAAAGAAUUUGUCAGAUAAAUUCUAUCCAAAGGAUAGCAAGAGUCAAGCCAGAGUCGACGAAUUUCUAUCAUGGCAACAUCACAACAUCCGUGGUUUCUGCACUGGUUAUUUCAGAAUGAAGUGGUUGAUGCCUUUAAUCACUGGACAACAAAGUUCUGAAAGACAUUUGAAAGGAUCCAAGCAAAAUAUGUCCGAUAAUUUGGAUUUGUUUGAAAGCCUCUGGUUAUCAGAUGAUAAAUUCAUCACAGGAGGAACACCGAAUGCGGCCGAUAUUUGGGCUGCUUGUGAAAUUGAACAAACUCGCAUUGCUGGUUACAAUCCUUGCGAAGGACGUCCGUAUUUGGAGGCUUGGCUGCAGAAAGUUAGAGAGGAACCGUUUUACAAGGAAGCACACACUAUUGUCGAAGCAAUUAUUUCCAAACAAUAAAUCUUCAUCAAAUGC